Molecule: messenger RNA, 446 nt
Organism: Coregonus sp. 'balchen'
Lineage: Eukaryota; Metazoa; Chordata; Actinopteri; Salmoniformes; Salmonidae
Source: the annotation of a GenBank genome assembly
GUUGUUGACCUUUGCCUUCCAGCUGCACCCCAGUUCACCAGAGAACCGUCUGACGUGGCGGCGGACAUUGGCUCUAACGUGACCCUGCCGUGCCACGCGCAGGGUUACCCCGAACCCCAAAUCACCUGGAGGAGGGAGGACAACGCACCCGUGUUCACCAGACGCCCCACACACAGCACCAUCACACAGAAGACGGGAGGGGACCUGCAAAUUAACAGUGAGGUUUCAGUUCAUAUACACACACACACACACACAUACACACACACACACACUAAUUCCUAUCUCCUCUGUUCUAUGGGUCAGAUCUGUGGGUGGAGGAUGAGACGGUGUAUGUGUGUGAGGCCCAGAACCAGUUUGGGAGGAUCCAGACCCACGCCAGAGUCACUGUCACCGGACUGGGUAAGAGACAGACAGGGAUCUCCCAUCACAUGCUCUGGGUACUGUAG